UGUGUACACACAGGACUGGUGUUUGGUAUCUGAGCACUUGCUUCCCUAGACUCUGCUGGCCACAGAUGAGGUCACCCCUUACCCAUCAGCCCACCUGCUCCAAGAAAUGCAAGCAGGGCAGAGAGGACAGAAGAGUGGGACUAAGUGUCAGGGUCCAAGUACUCAAGAGUCACUAGAACAGAUGUCACUGGCUGUGAAGCAGAUGCCUGGCUCCUGGUGAGGCCAACAGAUCCCAAAGACUGUCCAGUACCCACCCAGACAUGGACAUAAGAGGCUGCACCUGGCUGCCGCUGCUGCUGCUGCUGCUGCUCCUGCAGGGACAGAGCCACCAGCCUCUACGGAGAUCCAAAAGAAGAUGGGUUCUCACCACCCUAGAACUGGAAGAGGAAGACCCAGGGCCCUUUCCCAAACUGGUUGGGGAGCUGUUCAAUAAUAUGUCAAAUAAUGUGUCACUGAUGUACUUGAUCAGAGGACCCGGCGUGGAUGAAUUCCCAGAGAUCGGUUUAUUCUCUAUAGAGGACCACCACAGUGGAAAAAUAUAUGUCCACCGCUCUGUCGAUCGAGAAGUGACACCAUCUUUUACGGUUUACUUUGAUGCUGUGGAUCGAUCCACAGGAGAGCUUGUGGACGAAUCCCUCAUUUUCAACAUCAGAAUCAGAGAUGUGAAUGAUCAUGCACCCCAGUUUCCUGAGAAGGAAUUUAACAUCAGUGUUAAAGAAACCCAAGCUGCAGGUCAACCUGUUUUUCAGUUGUCAACGGUGGAUUUGGAUCAAGAAAAUACUCCAAAUUCUCAAGUCCUCUAUUUCCUCGUUUCUCAAACACCAUUACUGAGAGAAAGUGGCUUUCAAAUUGAUCUCAUCAGUGGGGAAGUACGGCUCUCAGGAUGCUUAAAUUAUGAGACUGCUCCUUGGUUCACUCUGAUGAUCAGAGCGACAGAUUGUGGAGAGCCAUCCCUGUCAUCCACGGCCACCAUUCACGUCAGUGUGGAGGAUGGCAACAGCCACAGGCCCACAUUUAUGGAAGACCAUUAUAAGAUUCAGAUCUCUGAAGGUCAAGUCGAAUGGGGAGUGUUGUAUCUCCCUGUUCAAGACCGAGAUUCGCCAUUUACACCAGCUUGGAGAACACAGUUCAACAUAUUGGAUGGCAACGAGGAGAAGCAUUUUGACAUCAUGACUGACCCUGAGACCAACCAAGGGGUAUUAAAUGUCAUCAAGCCUUUGGAUUACGAAACUCAAGCAGCCCACAGCCUCGUAAUUGUCGUGGAGAAUCAGGAGCAACUCUUCUCUUGUGAGGAGGGCCAGCCACAGCCAUCCACGAAGGCGAUGGCCAGUGCCACCGUGAGCGUUCAGGUGGUGGAUGCCAAUGACCCACCAGCCUUUCACCCCAGGAGCUUCACAGUCAGUGAGGAGGAUGGAGCCAGGCCUGGCAUCCGCUUGGGAGGUUUCAAUGCCACAGACCCGGACAGGCCCGCCAACCAGAUAAGAUACAAACUGGUUCACGACCCAGCAGAUUGGAUGACCGUGGGUGAAACAUCAGGAGUGGUCACCACCAAGAGGCAAAUAGACCGGGAGUCCCCUCACGUGAACGACAGCUUUUACACAGUCAUUGUGCACGCAGUUGACAGCGGCCUCCCGCCGCUGACUGGCACAGGGACCCUGAUGCUCUUCCUGUCUGACGUCAAUGACAACGCUCCAACUCUCCAGUCCCAUUCUCGAUACUUGGAGGUCUGCGAGUCUGCCAGGAACAAGCCGCUGCUCUUGGAGGCUGAGGAUGCAGACCUAGACCCCUACUCUGACCCCUUUACUUUUGAUUUGGACUCUGCCCAGAGAGAUGUAGGCGCCACUUGGAUGCUGAGGACAAAGCAGGGUGAAGGCCGCUCUGCUGAGCUCGUCAUGCUGAGAAGCCUCCCUCCCGGGGAUUACGUGGUGCCACUAUUCAUAGGAGACAGGCAGGGCCUCACCCAGAAGCAGAGGGUCCAUGUGAGGGUCUGCUCCUGCCCCGGUGGAUCCGAGUGUGAGAAUCGCUCAGACGUGGGGCUCCCGUGGUGGGCCCUGUCUCCUAUCUGUGCAGCGUUCGCGGUUCUGGCAGCUGCUCUGCUUUCCCUGCUGCGGUGCCACUUUGCUUUUGGACCCAGGAGGCUCAGAGGCUUCAUCCCAAGUGACAAUGGCCACCAGACACUGAUUGUGUACAACGAGGAAAGCCAAGCCCUUUCAGCCCAGAUGCAGCCAAUUAGGGAAGACCCGAGGCCUGCUCCGUCCUUCAGCACAGCUACGGCCAGAGCCAAGCCUGACGCGAAGUUUAAGGGUCAUGACAUGUUCCUCGAGCCAGGAGGUAUGAGAAACCGAUCUUCCACCCCAGUCUAUCUGGAUCACUUGGUACCCAGACGCCCCCUGCAACUGAUGGAAGGAAGGGUGGUGGAGACGUGGAACCGGAAGCUCCACACUGUUGAUGUUCUGGACGGUGACACCGGCUACCAGCCUCAUGUCUACAGAGAGGAGGGAGAGAGUGAAGGAGCUGAGACCCUCAGCUCUCUGACCUUCUUGGAGCAGGACCUCUCCCCUGAGCUGCCAGACUCCUUGAGUUAAAAAAAAAGUCCUCCUUCUGAAGCAAUGUGUUCUGCAUCAGGAGUCCCUUCUUAAAGGCAUGUGGUGGGCUUGAUCUGGGAGGAUGGUCGCUCCUCAUGGGUCCCCUCCUUUUGUUCUCUGUUCUUCAGGAUGUCCUAAUUCACAGUAGCUAGUGCUGCAAGCUUGGCAAUCUCUUGGGAAACAUCUGGGAGAUGUCCCUCUGGCCUGCCGGUGAGGGGUUAUCUUGUUUGCAUUGGGAUGAGGAGACAUGUCCACUGUGGGUGGCACCAUUCCUCGACCCUGGACGGUAAAAGUGGGGACAGGGAGCCAAGCCUCAGCUUUCAUCCCUCCCUGCUUUCUGAUUGAUCCGAGCACGUCACAUGACCGGCUGCCUUAGAUUCCUGUCACCUUGACUUCCCUCCUCGAUGGACUGUACUUUUGAACUGGGAACCAUAGCAAUAAGGGAGAACCUAGGACAUGGUCCUAGGAUGAGGGUCAACCAUGGAUCCAAACACAGUGUCUUGAAGCAAAGCAGAAUGGCGGGCUAUGUGCAUUGUAAAUUUGAUUUGUCACGUUUUUCUGGAAAGACUUAAAUCUUGUAUUCUUUUGCUUCUCUUGGUGACCCAGCUCUGAUGGUGAGUGAGAAUACAACCCAUAGAUCACCUAGCUGUUUUAUGAGCAGUGGGUAAUUCUGGAAGAAGAUGAAAACGAGUUUUUAAAAGAUUAUUUACAUUUCCAUAAUUGUUGCUCUGCUUCAUUUUAAGUGGGUAAAGCUAAUAAACGGGAAAGUGCUUCCUAGAGCAUAGGUAAUAAGUACUCUCUGUGAUUUAAAAAAAAAAAACGAUAACAGCCCCUUCCACGCUUUGAUUAGCUAAGCCAGCUAUGUUAUUUUGAGAAAAAUAAUUAAGUUUGAAAUCAUGUAAACAGAGCGUGCUUUGAGAAUCUAAGACGUACCAUGAUUUAACUUCCCCACAUCAGUAUAGUAAAAUAAUUUAGCAAGUGUUGAAGGAAUAUGUUAUGAUUAGAUUUCUGUUUAUAUAAGACCAUAGUUUUUUUUUUUACAGGAUUUUGUUGUCCACUUAGUGUUCAUGUAAAUUGUAUGGUAGAAGUGGGGCAGGGUGGGACAGGGUGGGGCAGGGUAGGAACAUUAUUUCAAACUUAUUUACAAGGACAUGCGCCUUUUUAAAAGUCUGAGCAGGUAAUGAGCAUUGACUCAGCAAAGUUGUCCUCCGAGCUAAACAUGCGCACCAUGACAUGUGUACCCAUGCACGCUCAUCAUGCAUGCACACACAUGCAUUUUUUAAAGAAAAAAUAGUUUUGAGUCUGAGUUAUGGACUCAGGUUGGUAGAUGGUCAUCAGAUCUUUCUAGACCUAAGCCAAGGGAAAAAAAUGAACACCAUGGGGGAAUCUGGCCCCCUUGUCUGUUCUUGUAAAUAAAGUUUUAUUGACACUCAGUACAACUUGUGGCACCAGGCUGCUCUGGGCUCUGACAGCAGAGUUUCAUAGCUACAACAGACACCUCCAAGGCCAGCAAGUCUUAAUAUGCAACACUGGCUUCCAGGCUCUUCUGAGGAACCCAAGCUUGGCACAUUCCCCUAAGCAUUCUUCUUGGAAAUCCCAGCUCACAACAAACACAUUAUGAUGCCUCCAUGCCUUGUGCUAGGAACACAUGACUAGAUGCUCCCAAGAGGUUUUAAGUUAGUGCAUCUCUGAUGGUGGCUCAUCUCGCUUUCCCUUGGUCUUGUGGUACACAUUUGCAAAUUCUUGCCUUGUAAGAUGCUCUCCAGCACAUUGUUUCCAAAAGUAAUAAAAUACUCAUGUGAUA
Messenger RNA from Mesocricetus auratus (golden hamster), 4389 nucleotides. It is a transcript of the gene Cdh26, whose product is annotated as cadherin 26. Gene Ontology annotation, biological process: calcium-dependent cell-cell adhesion; cell-cell junction assembly; multicellular organism development. Gene Ontology annotation, molecular function: cadherin binding; calcium ion binding. NCBI's taxonomy places the organism in Eukaryota, Metazoa, Chordata, Mammalia, Rodentia, Cricetidae. The coding region runs from base 261 to 2585 and encodes 774 amino acids. The record is from RefSeq and is a predicted model, not a curated record. The transcript is spliced from 16 exons. Gene Ontology annotation, cellular component: adherens junction; catenin complex; plasma membrane.